Paecilomyces variotii is the source of this 1916-nucleotide messenger RNA. RefSeq lists its product as hypothetical. Bases 163 to 1791 code for a protein of 542 amino acids. The transcript has a single exon. NCBI's taxonomy places the organism in Eukaryota, Fungi, Ascomycota, Eurotiomycetes, Eurotiales, Thermoascaceae. The record is from RefSeq and is a predicted model, not a curated record.
UUUCGGAGGUGCCAAGACCUUUUCGCCGCCGACACUUUUCUACUGGCAGGGAAUGAGCUGACAUAAGCUUCUGGCAGUCGAGGUAUAUCAGCUCGCCAGCGCUGAUAAACUCGGAACUUCCCAGCUUGCAACUUGCUACAUUAUCCCCAGGAGGGUGCACACAUGGAGGCUAUCAUGGGCGGCCGGACUGUUUCAGCCAGAGGCCUAUGCGCCUUCUGCCUGCAAGCCCAACGGCGGCAUUUGUUGAUGUCCGGUUACUCCAGGAUAUCAAGACCAUCUCCGAAGUCGUUCUCUACAGUACCGCCACUUAGACAAGAUGCGCCAUCUUCAACGAACAACGAAGAAAAGCAGUCCGCACUUCCAGACGAUGCAUCCCGAGAAGAGGGAGCCAUGUCCCGGAGACUGGCCGAAAUGACUGAACAAUCAAUGACAGAGGGAGGUCGAUCUGCGCGCAAGAACAUACAGGAAGCGGGAUUUUCGGAGGAGUUGAAAAAACAACUGGAGGAAAGACUCGCAGCAAGUGCUUUCAAGAGUGAAAACGCUGCUGCCAUCUCUGUUGCCAAUAUGCCGUCCAGCGCCGGCCGUGGAACUCAGGAUAUCGCCGCAGCUCCAGCUUGGACUGGGUCUGAAAGCGUUCAAGACGCCACUCUCCGCAUGCUCGACGACGCCAGCAAGCCAAUUAAGACUCCUUACAAGAUCCCAAAGCCCGGCCUUCCAUCAGUUAGCCUCGCACCGUCACCCAAAACCAAACAAUCCUCCGGUCAGCGCCUCGCCAGCGCUCGCGAACGCACCAUUAACUACUCUCUAAGCCAAGACUCCGGCAUGUCGGAAGCAGAACGAGAGGCGCUGCGCAAGGAGUUUCGCGAGCGGUUCACCCCGGGAGCCAGAGUCAUGCCGAUGUCCAUCCAGGGCCUACAAUCUCUCGCGAACGAACGGAUAGAAGACGCCAUGGCCCGAGGCCAGUUUAAGUAUAUCCGUCGCGGCAAAGGCCAAGGCACACAGGAAGACCACAAUGCCAACAGCGCUUUCAUCGACACAACGGAAUAUUUCAUGAACAAAAUCAUCCAGAAACAGGAGAUCGUCCCUCCCUGGAUCGAGAAGCAGCAAGAACUCGCACGGGAGGUGGACCGAUUCCGCCAACGCAUCCGCAGUGAUUGGAGACGACACGCUGCCCGGCUUAUCGCAAGCCAAGGAGGAUCUCUCCUGGACCAGAUGAAGCGUGCGCGCGCCUACGCUGCAGCAGAGUCUCGACUCACCGCCCAGCGGCUGGCGUCAGUAGCAUCUGAUUCGGAUCAAUCCGUCACCCAAAUCAACUCAGAUGGACGCAUAGUUCCAUCCCGAACUCCAUCAUCAGAGCAGGACUCUGCUUCACCACCCACAGAAUCAUCCGAAGAACCACUUCCUCACCUCCCCCCUCUUCGCGACCCGGAGUACCUCUCCAUCGAGCGCGGCUACCACGAACUCACCAUCAAAACCCUCAACGCCUUAACCCGCUCCUAUAACCUUCAAGCUCCCGCAAUGGCUCAGAAACCAUAUCUGAAUCUCGAGAGAGAACUAACAAACUGUUACGCGGAUGUGGCGCCCUCACUAGCAGACGAAAUUAAGCGACGAGCAACGGAGCGGGCGAGGGGACCUGCACUGCCGCCGAGCCAGAGGUCCUCUAGUGUGUUCGAGAUGCUGGCUACGAAGCAGGCGACGCGAGUUUACAGUGAAGAUCCUUCCAAGGAGUACGGGUUCAAGGAUUUCUGGAAGGACCUCUUUGGAAGGAAGAAAGAGGGCCAAACGGGAUAGAGACCAUGUGCUGUACAUAGCAUGCAGGCCGUUUCUAUGGUCUUCGCAGCUUUCAGUGUAUCAUAUAUUAUCAUGUAUUGUCACGACCUUUAUAUACCCUUGUGAUCUAAGAUGAACCAGAUAAC